Molecule: messenger RNA, 1890 nt
Organism: Linepithema humile (Argentine ant)
Lineage: Eukaryota; Metazoa; Arthropoda; Insecta; Hymenoptera; Formicidae
Product: cilia- and flagella-associated protein 69-like
Biological process (GO): positive regulation of flagellated sperm motility
Cellular component (GO): non-motile cilium; sperm midpiece
Source: RefSeq, a predicted model, not a curated record
AUGCGAUUUCUGACGCAGUACAGGGGUUUAAGAUAUUCCUUCAAGAGACAGAUACUUCGCGGUCGGCACUGCGCCAUCAAUUUGAGAAUCAGAAACGAUAUCGCGGCAUUAAUCCUCGCCGGAAUCGUGGCUUUACCUUCGUGGGAUCUCGCUAGCAGUGGCAUCGCAGAGGAUAUCGUUAAUCUUUUACCCGCAAUCAAAUCCGACACUGCCAAAGUAUGGACUGAAAACGUGAAGUUCUCCGACAGUGAAGAGGAUCUCUUUUUCAAGAGGAUUUUGCUAAUGAUCGUUGGCCAUCUUGCCGAGAUCGACAUUUAUGUCUUCAUAAUGCAGAAAGCGAUGAUUAUGCCGAUUAUCCUUCGAAUCAUUACGUCCUGCAUGAACGAUAAAAAGAAUAAAGGAUCUUCCUUGUCGGUGAUUCUCUUAGAGCAUACGAUGUAUAUUUUAUCCUUAUUGGCGCCACAAAUAGCGGCGGAAUUUGUGAAAUGCAACGGCACAUCCAUAUUAUUAAUGAUGAUUGAACAACUUUUGAACGUGGAAUUUAACGAGCAUGUUGCGAUGAUUUUUUCGAGAACAAUUUGCUCAAUAAUACUAAAAGACGAAACUGUUUUGAUGGAAGACUUUCGGAAAAACGAAAUGAUACCAUUGUUAAUUAAAUUAACCAGUAAUGUAGUGGGUUUGGCUAAGCUCACAAUGAGAAAGCAACGUAUAUUAACAUUGCUGCUGGUAACCUUAGAGGGUCUCCUAAAAAAACAGACAGAUGUUCAACAGAUGUACGGGCAGCAAAGUAUCGAGUUCGUCAUGGAGAUCUUAACCAAGUGUUUGUGUCAAAGGAAAGAGGACUCCCAAAUAGAUCAACGACUCUUGCUAGCGAUAGGUUGUUAUAUUUGGGAGUGCAUAGCACGGUGUCCUGCGAAACUUCAAGCUUUUCUAAAAAGCGGCGGACUCUAUUCCAUGCUCGAUAUCCUUGAGAUCACGAGUUAUCCUGUAAGAUGCCUGUAUCUCGGUGCGCUGACCGAUAUAUGCGAUUGCAUUUUCUGCGGGCCAUUUUUCUGCACCUGGAGAGGCGCAGAUAAAAAGACAGAAUUCAUGUCCUUGCUCGCGAUUAUCUGGCGAGAGGAAGAAGACCGAAUUGGCAUACAAAGACGCGCCGACGGCUCCAUAGCAGAUCCUGAAUUGCCUCAGAUGGGCAUUAAGCAAUGGACAGACACCUAUUGUUCAAAACUCACUGCAGGCGACAGUCCUACUAUUGUCGACAUGUUCGGUUCGACGCGAUCGAAAAUUUUUAGCAUUCUGAAAAUCAUUGAGAGAGACGGGAAUAAAUACGAAACUGCCAAGAAGCAUUAUAAAGUAUUACUCCACGAGCUGCCAACAAAAGAUCGCAUAACGUUUUGCUGCGUCGAUAUGUAUCUACGGUUGAAGCUCGGUCAAAUGUGGACGGAGCUCAGCAAAUACCUGGAGCAGGCUGACAUCACACCGUUAAGUAUAGACGCCUACCUGAUCACUCAUAUAAUGCAAUGGCACCGAUCAUGGGGUAUACUGAUCGAGGAGCGCCAGAAGAAGCUAAUCGCGACCGCUAAGCGCACAGAAGAAAUUCUAGAAAAAGACGAAUUGGAGAGAAUACGCGAUUCCAAACUGGCCCCAACUUUGGAAGCGCUCGAUGAGGUGGACCGUAUUCGCCGCACGACCGAUAGAUCGUACAUGUUAUGGAAGAAAAAUCGACAGAGACAACAAGUGAACGCGGCAUUGUCGUUUCCACGCGACGCUGAUGCCGAGCAUUGUCACCGAACGUUUUCGGACAAAGCGAACGUUACGGUAAAAUUGCAGAGUUUAUGGAACUUCAAUUUAGCUCUAAUCCUUCGUGAUUUUAUGUCAAGCUGGAUUCGAUAG